This is a messenger RNA of Anastrepha ludens (Mexican fruit fly), 15386 nucleotides long. RefSeq names its product prolow-density lipoprotein receptor-related protein 1 (gene LRP1). Gene Ontology annotation, molecular function: protein binding; calcium ion binding. Lineage: Eukaryota; Metazoa; Arthropoda; Insecta; Diptera; Tephritidae. The transcript is spliced from 33 exons. The record is from RefSeq and is a predicted model, not a curated record. The annotation marks the transcript as partial.
UUAGGAUCCUGCCCGUCCUCGUAUUUUACGUGCACUGAUGGCAGUUGCAUACCUAUGCGCUGGAAAUGCGACUCUAAACCCGAUUGUGCUGAUGCCUCAGAUGAGCCGAGUGAAUGCGUAAAUGCUCCCAAAUGCAAUGAGGGGCAAUUUCAAUGUACGCAUUCACGCAGAUGUAUACCCAAUAAUUGGGUAUGUGACAGAGAUUUCGACUGCGGCGGAUACGAUACAUCCGAUGAGACGAACUGUCAUAUGGAUGAAUUGAAAUGUCUUCCGUAUCAGAGCGAGUGCAGCAACGGUGUUUGUCUGGACAUAUCGCGUUUCUGUGACGGUAUUUGGGAUUGUGAUAGUGACGAGCUUAAAUGCGAUACACAGGAUGCGCAGUGUGCGCAGCUGAACUGUUCCUUCAACUGCAAGCUAACAACGCGCAAGGGACCCACCUGCUACUGUCCGCCGGGCCAGGAGCCUGUCAAUAGUACACAGUGUGCAGACUUCGAUGAGUGCAGCGUAGAGGGUACCUGCGACCAAUUGUGUCGCAAUACGCCCGGAUCGUAUGAGUGCAGUUGUGUGGCAGGCUAUGUGAAGCAAAAAAAUCGCUGCAUGGCGAUAAAUGUUCCGCCAAGUGAAAACGCCUCGCUGGUGUUUUUCACGCAAAAUGAUAUGCGUCGCAUCAACAGCAACGGUGAGCUGUUGGAAAAAAUUGUGUCGGGUGAGGUGUCUACUAUUGAAAUUUGGCAUCGCAAUCGAACGGUGUGUGCCAUGUACUCAAGUGCUUGGACGACUGUCAUCAUGCGUUGCCAUCGCAUCGAUAAUCUGAACGUCAGUUGGCCGAUGCCGUUGCCGGAGAUGGUCGCCGGCAUGCAUUCCAUCGAUAAAUUGCGCUUGGACUGGAUAUCGGGCAACUGGUAUUUUCUCAACAAUGAGCUAAGUCUCGUAUUCAUGUGCACGAAUUCGAUGCAAUACUGCAAUGUGUUGCUGGAGGACGUAAUGAAUCCGUCGUCAAUGGUUUUGGAUCCCACCAAAGGUUUCAUGUUUUUCACCGAAUGGAGCCCAAGUUUGUCACGCGUCACUCUCGAUGGCCGUAAUCGCACCAUUUUGGUUUCCACGCAAAUUUAUUAUCCUAGCCACAUGACAUUGGAUUUACCCAAUGAACAUAUCUACUGGAUAGACACUUACAAGGAUUUCAUCGAGCGUGUCGAUUACGAGGGAUGCAAUCGUUGGGCCAUGAAGAAGACCGCAGAUACGCACGUUGUGUUGAAAUCGGUGCAUGCCGUCGAGGUAUUUGAGAACACUGUCUACCUAGCGCCUUGGGUUGACACCGUGAUUGUUAAAAUCAACAAAUCCACGCUGAAAGCAGAAGAAAUAGUUAAGGAUGCAGCGAGGCCAUACGAUUUUCGGGUUUUUCAUCGACAGAAACAGCCCGAAGUGGCACAUCCAUGUCGGGAUAACAAUGGCAAUUGCGAUCAAAUUUGUAUUCCGCUAUGGACGAAAAAUUUUGCAACGGCCCAAUGCCAAUGCACGGCAGGCUAUAAAUUACGCAACCGAACCGACUGCAUAUCGGUUCGCAAUGAAAAAUUUCUCCUCUAUGGCAAGGAGCGUUUGGCCAGCAUCGCCGGAGUAUCGUUGAACACACAGGAUGUGCAACAGUUGCUCAAACGUGGCGAGCAUACCGAUGCUAUCAGGCCCAUCUAUAAUGUAACCAGACCUUUGAGUAUUGAUGUAAAUGUGCGCGACAAAUUAGUGUAUUUCGUUGUGAUGAAAGCCUCAAGUUACGCACUCUAUAGUCAGUCCAUUGUAACUGCAGAACGUAAAGUGCUAGCCAAUGGCAGCGAAAGUUCUUCGAUUUUGGCCUUCGAUUGGAUUGCGCAGCAUUUGUAUUGGGGUGAGGGCAGGUCUUUGCGUGUGGCGCCAAUCAGAAAUAUGAGCAGGAUUUUUACACUGCCGUUAGUUGAAAUGCCAAUUUCAUUGGUGCUCCAUCCCACCGAUGGUAUGCUAUAUUUCACACAUUGGAUGGGUGAUGCGAAAGGAAAAAUUUUUAGUGCCUGGCUUGACGGCACACACAAAAUGAUGCUGGCUGAGAGUGUGAAGGAUAUGCCCAUGCUGUGGCCGCUCAGUUUAAACAUCGACCGCAGGGGCAAAAAGUUGUAUUGGUGCGAUGUGAAAGCGAAUAGUAUAGAACGUAUGAAUUUGGAUGGUUCACAGCGUGUGCUGCUCUUCAAGGAUGCCGAGUAUCAGCCUUUGUCAGUGGCCUUUCACAACGGCGUCGUUUUCUGGGUGGAUAAGAAAAAUGGAACUAUAAGGCGUUUUACAGUGCACCACCCUACUAAAGCAGCACUAAAGGGAAGUCAAACGGACGUACAUCUUUUGGAACGCGGCGAGACUACACACUUGAAGAUAUUUGACGCCAUCAGCCAGCCUGCAACGAUUGCCAUGAAUGCAUGUGCAAAAUCUAAGUGCCCGGGCAUUUGUUUGAACACCCCAAAGGGCCCGAUCUGCCGUUGCCCAAAUAAAUUUACCCUUAACGCCAAUGGACUGCAGUGUAUUCCACAGAUGGUGCUAAGUGAACCAGCGGGCAAUUGCACUUCGGGAUUUCAAUGCACUAAAAGCAAGCAGUGUAUAGAUAUGAAGGAUGUCUGCGAUGGUUUUGAUGAUUGCAAUGAUGGCAGCGAUGAGAGCAACGAACCGAAUGGGCCGUGUAAUACAAAGAAAUGCGAUUUAAGUUUGCAUUUCAUCUGCAAUAAUCGUUGCUAUCAGAGAGCGUUGUUGUGCAGCUCAAUUGCCUACUGCAAGGAUGGGACCGAUCAGAUGAAUUGUGAGAUGCACACAUGCAACAGCAAUGAAUUUACGUGUGCGAAAAGUGGAAAAUGUAUCCAGCUGUCAUGGGUGAAUGAUGGUGUGCCCGAUUGCGGCCCCGAUGAUUCUUCGGACGAGAUAUCGGAUUAUACAUUGGACGAAAAGUGCCCAGAAUUUGAUUGUAAGAAUGGCAAGUGCCGUCCAUUUUCUGAUGUCUGUGACGGCAUAGAUCAGUGCGGCGACAAUUCCGAUGAGCGCGGUUGUGAAUUCGAGUGCGGACGCGAUGAGCAUUACUGUGUACCCAUUGGCUGUUACGGAGAACUUCAUAUGUGCGAUGGCAUACAGGACUGUUUCGAUUUUAGUGAUGAAGCAAAUUGUAAUGAGACGAAGAGUGAUAAUCAUCCAAUAGAUUUGGGUGAAGUGCACGUUUGUGGACCCUUCGAAUUCGGUUGCAACGGCCCGUUCGAGUGUAUACCAGAGUUCUUGCGCUGCGACGGUAUUGCGCACUGUUAUGAUAAGUCGGACGAGCUCAACUGCACGUCUUUGCAUCCUUCUAAAGUGGACUUCAAUGAGACGCUACUUUCGUGCGAGUCACCGGAUCGAGUUUGUGCCGUGUCGAAUAAGUGCAUUGGUGUACAGCAAUUGUGCGACGGCAAUAUCGAUUGUGAGGACACCACCGAUGAGGGGUUCCUUUGCGCCGACAAAAUGUGUGACAAAACAAACGAGUGCUCUCACUACUGUCAUAAUGCGCCGGAGGGCUUUGUAUGUUCCUGCCCGGCCCAUAUGUACUUACAACCUAAUGGACGUCGUUGCAGCAUGCAACAUGCCUGUGAGCACUGGGAUACUUGCUCUCAAAUUUGUGAGACUGUUGGCAAAGUGUACGAGUGCAGGUGCCACGAGGGCUAUGCGCUCGAAUACGAUCGCUUCAGUUGUAAGAGCACAGCUGUUGAUGAACCAUAUGUCAUAUUUACCAAUCGCCAGGAAAUACGUGGUGUUAAUUUGAAAAAGUCGAUGGUGAGCAACUUCUAUACGUCGCUUCGUAAUACGAUCGCUUUGGACUUUCUGUAUAACAAUGAGUCGGUGCAGAUAUUUUGGACAGAUGUAAUCGACGAUAAGAUAUAUCGUGGCUAUUUGGUGGGCGAGAGUUUGCGCAAAGUGGAGGCAGUCGUGCAUUCGGGUUUGUCGACUACUGAGGGCUUGGCGGUAGAUUGGAUUGGUAUGAAUUUGUAUUGGGUUGAUUCGAACCUAGAUCAGAUCGAGGUGGCCAAGCUAAAUGGCAGUUUUCGACGUACGCUGGUUGCCGGCGAUAUGGAGAGCCCUCGUGCUAUAGCGCUCGAUCCGCGCGAAGGCCUACUCUUUUGGACCGAUUGGGAUGAUAACUUCCCACGUAUUGAACGCUGCUCGAUGGCCGGUGAACAGCGUCGCACUAUUUCAACUACUUCACAGGUGUCGGCCGGUUGGCCAAAUGGACUGACCUUGGAUUACACACAAAAACGUGUAUAUUGGGUUGAUGCGAAGUCAGACUCAAUAUCGACAAUCAAAUAUGAUGGUUCCGACCACCACUUAGUGGUGCGGGACAAGGAUAUAUUAUCUCAUCCAUUCGCGAUAUCCGUCUUCGAAAACUACGUGUACUGGACGGAUUGGCGCACUACCUCCGUUAUACGGGCCAACAAGUGGAAUGGUUCGAACAUACAAGUAAUACAACGCACACAAACGCAGCCAUUUGGCAUACAAGUGCUGCAUUCUAGUCGACAGCCGCAAGAUGAAAAUCCAUGUGGCAAUAAUAAUGGCGGUUGCUCUCAUUUGUGUUUGCUGACUAUUAAAAAGGGCUUCAAAUGUGAGUGUCCACACAUAAUGCGGCUGGAUCCCUCAGAUCAACGUACGUGUGUGCCCAAUGAGCAGGUGCUGCUCUUCAUAAUGGGCGAUGAGAUACGCGGUAUUGAUCUAAUGCAACCCAAUCAUCACACCAUACCCACAAUACGACAAUCGCCACAAGUGCUAGCUCCUCAACGAAUUGACUUCACCGUGGAUGAUAGCCGCAUUUAUUGGUCUGAUAUACAAUUAAAUGAAAUCAAAACGGCUGGUAUUUCCAAUGGACUUAUCGAGACUAUCAUCAACACGGAUAUACAGAAGCCAUAUGGAUUUGCCAUUGAUUGGAUAGCGCGGAACAUGUACUUUUCAACGGGCAAGACGAAAUGUCAAAUAUUGGCAAGUAAUUUGAAAGGAGAAUUCGUCACUGAAAUACAUAGGGACCUCAAUUUGGUGGAGAGUAUUGCGUUGGAUCCUGCGAUUGGUAAAAUGUAUUGGAUACAUUCAGAACGCGACUCGAAACUGUGGCUUAUUGAGCAGAGCAAUUUGGAUGGAUCCUCACGUGGCACCAUUUUUCAACAUAACAAGACAUUGUUGAGCUUGACCGUUGACUUUGAUUCGCAGCGUUUGUACUAUGUUUAUGACAACUCCGGCAUUGCCUACUAUGAUAUUUUGCGAAAGAGUGUGGUGGAAGCGUUGCCCUCAAGUGAUGUCAUGACCAUAAGCUCAGUGACAGUAUACAACGGUUCCUUAUACUUUCCAGAAAACAUACAAAGUGUCAUUAUGAGCUGCGAAAAAGACUCCUGCCAAAACUUGAUUAAUUUACGCAAGAAUACAAAAAGUAUUCAAUCACUGAAGAUGUUUUACUCCGAGGCUCAGACCGGCUCGAAUACGUGCGCUGGCCCGGAACGUGGAGGCUGUGAACACCUCUGUUUGGCCGUAUCCUCUACGGAACAUGUCUGCCGCUGUGCUAUCGGCUAUGAUAUACUUACUUCGAACAUCACUCGCUGCGUAGGCAAAGCUGAAUUCAUUUUAUAUUCCAAUCAUGAGCUCAAGGGCAUUGACCUCUAUAACCCGAGCAACCCCGACUAUGUAGAAGAGAGGCCGGCACUUGGUCCUAUCUCACGUAUUUCACUCGCCACUUAUAUAGAUUAUCUCGCCGCGAGCGACUUUUUAUAUUGGGGCGAUAAUGAACGCGGCACAAUCUCGCGCAUUAAACGCGAUGGUACACAGCGCGUUGACAUUCUACCUGCCAUGGAUACCAUAGACCCUAAGCAACAAGAUUGGUUGGGUGGUAUCGCAGUAGACUGGGUAGCUAGAAAUAUUUACUGGAGUGAUAUGAAACGUAAUCUUAUCGAGGUUGCACGUCUUGAUGGUGCUUAUCGACAUGUCGUUGUCUCCAAUGUGGAAGCACCAACAGCACUGGCUGUGGAUCCUGUACAGGGGUUGCUCUUUUAUGUGGGCAAUGGCAUUAUAGGACGCACUGGCUUAGAUGGUAGCCAAUCGUUCAUACUAGUGAAUCAGACGGGUACUGUUGGUAAUCUUAUUUUGGACAUUGAAGCGACGAAGGUAUAUUGGUGCGAUGGUGGGGCAAAUAGUAUUAUGAAAGUGGAUUAUGAUGGCAAUUUAAAGACUCCAUUACUUAAUCGCAGUCUCGAUAAUCCGGUGGCACUGGCCAUACUCGAUGAUUAUCUCUACUGGGCGGACAACAAUAACAAUAAGGGCAGUAUAAAGGUGGCACCACUUUCCAAUUUGUCCGACUACAAAGAGCUACUCAAAUCGGAAGGUAACGCACUGAAAGAUUUAAAAGUAUUUUCACAUCGAGUGCAAAAAGGCACCAACAUGUGUGCAGAAAACAACGGCGGUUGCGAGCAUCUGUGUCUGUUCAAUGGCACCAGCGCCAUUUGCGCUUGCUCCCACAGUCGAGUUGCCGCAGAUGGUAGUUCCUGUGAACCGUAUGAUAACUUUCUAUUGUUUUCGUAUCGCAGCACAAUCGAAAGUGUUCAUAUGACAGAUCAUACAAACAAAAAUGGGCCAAUCCAUGCCGUACACAAUACGACCUUUAUGAGGAAUGUGAUUGCGUUAAGUUACGAUUACGAGAACAAUAUCAUAUUUUAUUCGGACGUACAGAUGAGCACUAUCAACUCGGUGCAAUUUAACGGCAGUCGUAAUCAGGUGCUGGUUAGCCAUCAAGGACGUGUUGAGGGCCUUACAUACGACAUCGUGAAUAAAAUGCUAUUUUGGACAUCAAAUAAUGAUGCGUCUAUACGUAGCUUGGAGUUGCAGUAUAUUACCGAGAACGCGGACAAUAAUACGCAGUUUGUGAAGCGAGUAUUGAUGCUAAACUCUAAUGACAAGCCACGCGGCAUAGCAGUAGAACCUUGCAUGGGUAUGAUUUACUGGACGAAUUGGAACGAGGAGACACCAUCCAUACAACGUGCUUACGUCACCGGUUACGGCGUAGAGUCUAUUAUUCGUACGGACGUAAAAAUGCCAAAUGCGCUAACUCUGGAUUUUGAAGAACAUAAAUUGUACUGGGCUGAUGCGCGCCUCGAUAAAAUCGAACGUGCCAACUAUGAUGGCACACAUCGCACUGUGCUAGCGCAUUCCACCCCAAAGCACGCCUUUUCGAUGGCCAUUUAUGGGGAUUUGCUCUUCUGGACUGAUUGGGUACUACACGCUGUUGUGCGUGCAAGCAAAUACUCAGGCGCAGAUGUGGUAUUUUUGCGAGAAAAUAUCGAUCGACCGAUGGGUAUCAUUGCUGUCCAGAACACAACCAUCAAUUGUGACUCGAACCAGUGCAAGAUAUUGAAUGGCGGCUGUGAAGAUGUGUGCAUAUUGAGUAAGAACGGCACUGCGAGCUGUCAGUGCACAAGAGGCACACUAGCGCUAGAUGGGCGCCGUUGCUUACUAGUGCCUAAUUCGAAUUGUGAAAAAGACCAAUUCUCGUGUGUCUCUGGGGAAUGUAUACCACUGGAGCUAACGUGCGACAACGUCACGCAUUGUCUGGAUGGGUCCGACGAACUCCGUAGUUACUGCAUCAUACGCGAGUGCCCGGCACAUUUCUUUAUGUGCAACAACCAUCGUUGCAUACCACAGAAUCAAACAUGUGACGGCGUUCAUCAGUGUGGUGAUGGCUCUGACGAGUCGGAGCUGGUUUGCAAAUGUGAGCCCGACAAAUUCCGUUGCAAUAGUGGCGAGUGCAUCUCCAUGCAGUUUGUUUGUGACAACGUGCGUGACUGCAGAGAUUUUAGCGACGAGAAACACUGUCCGCCCCGAGAAUGUCCUAGUGGCGAUGUACUCUUCGAACACUGUGCUAACUCAACCGCUUGCUUCAUGCCAUCUUGGCGAUGCGACGGCGACAAAGAUUGCCCCGACGGCAGUGACGAAAUGAAUUGUGAAAGCGUGCACAAGGUCGCCUGUGGACCUGGUCAAUUCCAAUGCCCAAACGGACGUUGUAUAAAUGAGAAAUGGCGCUGCGAUGGGGAGAACGACUGUAAAGACGUGGUCGGUUCAUUGAGUGCUGAUGAAGUGGGCUGCCGAAUGCAAUGCCGGAAAAACGAGUUCCACUGCGGCAACACUUGUAUACCUAGUAGUUGGCAAUGUGACGGCAAGCCAGAUUGUGAAGAUGGUUCGGACGAAGGUCCGCAGUGCCCGAAUAGACAUUGCCAGCCACACUCUUUCCAGUGCAAAUCAUCUGGACGUUGCAUAUCGCAGAAAUGGGUUUGCGAUGGUGAACAUGAUUGUCCUGCACCAGGUAAUGAGGAUGAAGGUAAACAUUGUGCUACGGGGUCGGUACCGCAUGAAUUGGAAUGCAUGUCACCGUCUUUUCUUUGUUCGAAUGGUUUGUGCUUGGACCGGCGUUAUGUGUGUGACGGUGACCAUGAUUGUCCGGACGGCGAUGAUGAGUAUGAAAACUGUGAACCAUUUCCAUUAGCGCAAGUAUGCGAUGGCGAUGCUGAGUUCCAGUGUCACGAUACGCAAUGCAUUUCCAAGAAUCUCACAUGCGAUACCAAACCCGACUGCGUAGAUGGUUCCGAUGAGGAUGCACAGCUUUGCGCCCACUCACAUAAUUUGUGUCAGGGACCUGGUGAUUUCCGUUGCAAAAAUGGUGCUUGCAUUUCUACAGAUUUGUUAUGCGAUGGACGAAACGAUUGUGCGGAUUUCACAGAUGAAGAACUCUGCAAUGUGGACGAAUGCGUUAUUCCCGAUUUGUGCGAGCAUACUUGCGUGGAUAAGGUUAUCGGCUUUGAGUGUCAGUGCAAUCCUGGCUAUAAAUUACUUGCUUCCAAUCAUCAUUUAUGUGACGAUAUAGAUGAAUGCCAUGAACAGCAUCCCUGCUCGCAGAUAUGUGUCAACACAUAUGGCUCCUACAAGUGUCUGUGUGGCAAAGGCUAUGAAUUGGUGGAUCACAACACUUGCAAGGCCACCAGUAAUGAGACUGUGAAAUUCAUUUUCGCUAACCGUUAUUACAUACGGCAGGUAGACAUGCGGGGCAAUGGCUCUAUACUCAUACAUCAGCUAUCCAACGUGGUAGCUUUGGACUUUGAUUGGGAAAGUAAAUGCCUCUACUGGUCGGAUGUGACGUCGACGGUUGGUAUGAUAAAACGUUAUUGCCCAGCCGAAAAUAAAACCAUGACAUUGCAUCAAGCGAUGGUGAAGAAUCCCGAUGGCUUGGCCGUAGAUUGGGCGGGCAAAAAUCUAUAUUGGUGCGACAAAGGUUUGGACACCAUUGAGGUUUCUAAGCUGGAUGGUAAAUAUAGGCGUGUAUUAAUCAAUGAAAAUUUGCGCGAACCACGUGGCGUUGCACUGGAUCCCUUCAAUCGGUAUAUCUUUUGGUCGGAUUGGGGUGAUAAUCCGCACAUUGGCAAAGCGGGUAUGGAUGGCUCUAAUCCACAUGUGAUUAUAAGAGACAACUUAGGUUGGCCAAACGCGAUUACAAUUUCAUUCGAAACGAAUGAACUAUUUUGGGGUGAUGCACGUGAAGACACUAUUUCCGUAUCUGAUUUAGAUGGCAAAAAUGUACGACUUUUGCUAGCGCGUAGCAUUAAUCCACAGUUAAACUUACAUCACAUUUUCGCCAUCGCCGUAUGGGAAGAUAAGAUCUACUGGUCCGACUGGGAAACAAAGUCAAUUGAAUAUUGUAACAAAUAUAACGGACAAAAUUGUUCAACGCUUGUCACCAUCAUACAUCGACCGAUGGAUCUCCGCGUCUAUCAUCCAUAUCGGCAACAACAACCGACAACAUCUAAUCCUUGCUUGACGGCUGGUUGUGCCACGCUUUGCCUGCUCUCACCAGAUGCGCCGUAUUACAAGUGCGUUUGUCCCAACAAUUUUGUGCUGGGCGAGGAUGGUAAAUCGUGUCAUGCCAACUGCACUGCGGCCCACUUCGAAUGUGCCAACACAUACAAGUGUAUACCUUUCUAUUGGAAGUGUGACACGCAAGACGAUUGCGGAGAUGGCAGCGAUGAACCAGCAACUUGUCCCGCUUUUCACUGUGAACCUGGGCAAUAUCAAUGCGAUAACAAGAAAUGUAUUUAUCCGUCGGCUAUCUGUGACAACGUCAACAACUGUGGCGAUAAUUCGGAUGAGCGUAAUUGUGAAAAAUUUACCUGCUUCGAGAAUCACAUGAAAUGCGAAGCGUCGACAAAUACGAGCGCUUUCUGCAUAAGUAAUGGAAAGAAAUGCGAUGGGCUGAGUGACUGUCCGAACGGAGAAGAUGAGGCGGGUUGUACGCCACUCGUCUGCAAUAAAGAGCAGUUCCAGUGUGGGAACAAUCGCUGCAUGCCCUACGUGUGGGUAUGCGAUGGGGACAUCGACUGCCCAGACAAAUCGGACGAGGAAGGCUGCGAUUUGGUCACUUGUGAGCCAAACGAUUUUCAAUGCAAUUCUGGUCGUUGCAUACCGAUGGCUUGGCGUUGUGAUGGCGAGAACGACUGCCCCAAUGGCGAGGAUGAGCCACCUACUUGCCAUUCGUCGAAAGAGAGCUGCGAUCCCACCUACUUCAAGUGCAACAACUCCAAAUGCAUACCUGGUCGUUGGCGCUGCGAUUAUGAGAAUGAUUGUGGCGAUGGCAGCGACGAGCUGAACUGUCAGAUGCGUAAUUGCUCGGAGAGCGAAUUCCGUUGUGGCACCGGCAAGUGCAUUAAACACGAUUAUCGUUGUGAUGGCGAGAUACAUUGUGACGAUAGUAGCGAUGAGAUCAACUGCAACAUCACCUGCAAGGUGAAUCAGUUCAAAUGUGCGGCGUUUAAUACUUGCAUAAAUAAGCAAUAUCAAUGCGACGGUGAUGACGAUUGUCCGGACGGUUCGGACGAAGUGAAUUGUACUUGCCCGGUAAACUAUUUUACUUGCGCUAAUGGUAAAUGCAUAAUGUCACGAUGGAAGUGCGAUGGAUGGGAUGAUUGUACCGACGGCAGUGAUGAAAGCAUCGCUACAUGUGCACAUGAACACUGUCAUGCUAAUGCAUUCAAAUGUUCCAAUUUGAAAUGUAUUCGCAAAUCGGCACUUUGUGAUGGCGUCAACGAUUGCGAAAAUCAGGAGGACGAAUCAGAUGAAGUUUGCGCGGCGCUGCCGAAGUGCCGACACGAUCAGUUUCAAUGCGAGAAUGAUGACUGUAUUUCGAAAACUUUCCGCUGCGAUGGCCAAUACAAUUGCAUAGACGGUUCGGAUGAGAUGAAUUGCCAGCCACCAGUUUGUGGUUUUGGGACUUGUUCACAGAUUUGUAUUGAGAAAAAAGCAGGCCACUACAAUUGCAAAUGCACGGAAGGCUAUCAGAAAGGAUCGAAAAAGAACGACACAUGCCUAGCGUCAGGACCCGAUCAAAUCCUUUUACUUGCCUCUGAGCAAGAGUUCCGUUUCAUUUUGCCUGCCAAGCAGGAAGGUACCACUGUAGUAGGGUUCUUCCAUACAGACAGCUUGAAAAUCGAUGUCUUCGAUAUACUCAUCCGGCCCAAAGACACCCUCCUCUUUUGGAUUGAUUCGCACCAUGGCAAAGUGCAUACGAUGAAAAUCGCCACUCCGCAUGCUGAGACAGGUACGCGAGUGCGCAGAGACUUAAAGGAGCUGACUGCAUUUAACAUACCCGAUUUGAAUGAUCCAAAAUCAUUAGCGGUGGAUUGGAUUACGCAAAUGGUGUACAUAAUCGAUUCGCGCCACAAUCAAAUCAUUACCACGGAUAUUGACGGGAAAAAGUACGUCUCUUUGGCAUCGACUGGCAUGAAUCCGACCGAUAUAGUACUCGAGCCAGAAUCGCGUAUUAUGAUUUGGUCCACAUUGGAAAAUGGUAUUUUGGUGGCAUCGCUCGAUGGCACAAAUAAGAAAAGUUUGGUUGAGCGCGAUGUUGGCUGGCCCAUUAGUUUGUCGAUUGACUAUCCAACCGGUCGUUUGUAUUGGGCGGACUAUCGUAAAGGCACGAUCGAAACAUGUCGACUCAAUGGCAAGGAUCGAAAUGUCGUGCGACGUUUUUCUAACAAAGAGAAGCCGCAAAAAAUUGACGUAUUUGAGGAUUUCCUAUAUAUAAAAUUGUACGACCAAAGCAUCAUAAAAAUGAACAAAUUUGGCGUGGACAAUGGCACAUAUUUGCUUAAAGGUUACCGUUCAUCCGAUAUUGGAAUAUUACACCCAAUGAAACAGAAUCGUAAUAUCACAAACCCUUGCGCCAAAGAGCCUUGCAAGUCCAAGCGAGCACUCUGCAUACUUUCAUCUGAGGCGCGCAAUGGCUUCGCCUGCAAAUGCCCCAACGAUCUCAUAAUGGUCGACGAUGAGUGCAAAGCACACACUGAGGUACCCGAUUACUGCCCCUUAAAAUGUAAUCUGGGUACAUGCAAGGUGAUCGAUCAUGUGCCGAAAUGCAUCUGCCAGCCACAGUUCGAGGGAGAGCUCUGUGAGCAUUCGCGUUGUUCGGGUCACUGUUUGAACUAUGGGCUUUGUACGGUUGCACCCCAAUUGCCCGGUUCAUCUGAGCCGCCGCCACUCAAAUGCAGUUGCACACCGGGGUGGUCUGGACCGCGUUGUGAAACCUCAGUACCAGAGUGUCAGAGUCGUUGCCAUAAUGGUGGAUCAUGUUUGAUCACGGAGGAAGGUAUGAAGUGUACCUGCCCGGAGUUGUACGUCGGGGAACAGUGCGAGCAUUGCGUGAACUUGACCUGCGCUAAUGGUGGUAUCUGUCGUGAGACUUUGACGGGCACCACACAGUGCGAAUGUCCGGAUGGUUUUACUGGAAAACGUUGUGAGGUGAAUGUGUGUGACGGGUUCUGUAAGAAUCAGGGCGUAUGCAGUAUAGGCACCAAAGGUGGUCCGCAAUGUCAGUGUGCCGCUGGUUACUACGGCGAACAAUGCGAAUCGGAUUCCUGUCAGACAUAUUGCUUGAAUGAUGGCACCUGCACAGAAAACGGUCAGCAUUUGACAUGCAGCUGCGGAGAGCGCUUCGAAGGCGAGCGCUGCGAAACCGAUUUGUGCAAAACGUCGGCACCGCCAAAUUUUUGCGAUGAGUCCGAGUUGCCAUCACGCAAUCCCUGCACCGGCAUCAUUUGUCAAAACAGUGGAACAUGCCACGUCAUCAAAGGCAUGGCCAUGUGCAACUGCACCGAUCAGUGGAAUGGUGAUUUUUGUGAGCGACCUGUCGCCGAGGACAAUCCGUGCAUAGGCUAUUGUAAGAAUAGUGGUGUUUGCCAUUUGGACGCCUAUACGGUGCCACAUUGUACUUGCAUUGGUGAAUGGGAAGGUGGUGCUUGCAACAUGCCACCGAAAUGUGUCAGUAGUUGCGGUGUUUGCCGCACAGGCAGCUCAAUAAACGAAUGCCUCUGUGCGAACGGUAAGAUUGCACCCUGUUUAGCUGACAGCGCGGAAAACGUGAACAUCGAGCGACAGCAAGGACAGGAACACACUGCGAAUGUGCUUUCGAUAUUGGCCGUGGUACUGGCAGUCGCCAUAUUGUUAUUAACACUCUUCGGUGGAGCGAUAUAUUUUCUCAAGAAACAUCGCAUAUCGCAACCAUUUUCACAUGCGCGACUCACCGAUAAUGUUGAAAUUAUGCUUACAAAUCCAAUGUACAGAGGCGAUGCGGAUGAAACACCAGCCUUUGUGCAUGAGGAUGAUAAGGGCAAUUUUGCGAAUCCCGUUUACGAGUCCAUGUAUGCGGAUGCAAUUGUAGAGCCAGUGGCGGUGGCCGAAAAUGUUUUGAGCAUGGCGCCCGAUGAACGCAAAGGCUUACUGCAACACUCACACGACGACACAAGUACGCCGGACAUUCUUUGAUGAUUAACAACGAACGAAGUGUGCUAAUGAGGAAGCUUUCAUAUUCGUAUAGGAGGCAAAUAUUAAGGAGGAAGAAAAGCUUUCACAAAAGUCAUGCAUAUAGCACUUAUACGAACACACUGAAAUAUAUAUACAUAUGUAUAUGUAUAUAUACAUACAUACAUGUAAAGGACUGAUAGCGUAAAGAAUUUUAUGUAUUUAUUCAAUUUCCAAGUGAAAAAUGCCAUUAACACGAUGAACAUCAUGACUUAAUCUGAUAGAUCUGGUAGAGAGAUUCAAUUUUAGUAUAAAAAGUCAAUGGUACAUUAUAGGGUAAAAUGAAUAGAAUUAUUAUACAAUCGUUAUCCGCGCAUAUUGAAAAAAUGUAUUGUAAAUAGGAAAAAACCUAGUGUUGCUGGCGUUUUUCGAGCUUAUAAAAUAGCAUAUCAACUCCAAACAGCUACGUAUAUACACAUAUGUAGGUUUGCCGUAGCUAACAACUAAGGCAAAAGCAAUAUACUAAUUAGUAAUUGUAUAUUUAUAGCAAUAGUAUGAGUGUUUUAUUUUUUAUUUUUUGUAGCUUCUUAUAUUAAAUGGUUUGCUGUAAUUGAAGCAGUAGGAGAAGCUGCUAGCGAAUCUGAAUGAAAAACAGUGAAUUAUGAUUUUCGAUAUUAACAGAUUUAACAUAUUUAAUUGAAAAAUAUUUUACUAAUGCAUAUGCACCAACUGCACAAUGUCCGAAUGCGCACAUGCCUAACAAAUUUGUACGAAAAUCAACUGAUAUCUUAAGAUUGACAGGUGUAUAAUAUAAACAUAAGAAUUAAGAAAUAAUUAUAGUUACUGCAUCAAUUUCUAUUAUAUAAUUAAUACUACCGACCGCGUGCAAUUUUCUCUGAGUAUUUUGCUUGGCGGAAUGGUAAUACGAGUAUAUGAACAACAUUGUGAUGCCUCUUCUGUGCGAUUUUAGACUUAUUUCGGUUUCUUUGUAUACUAAGCCUAGUCCUUUGAAUUUCCGAAUUCCUUUCACGUCAAGGCAGCUAUCACUAUAUUAUUUAUUACUGGUGCAUUUAAAAAUAAUAGCGGACGAACGGUCUUGCACGCACACAAAAACGCAUAUUUCUGACAGAAUUAGCAAAAGGUGUUUAUUGUUUUGUAAAUAGCUGAUUGAAAAGAAUGCACGUGACUGCAAUAACCUUUACAAUUAAUUGUACCCUUCGAUGAAAUGACUGUUUACUUCAAUGUAGAUUAGGACCCAAUAACGAAUAAGUUUAAAGACUCUAAGUGAACACGUACGAAUAUCUAUGUAUAUAUUUAUAAGUAACGAACAAAUGCUUGCAUUUAACAGAAAUUGUGAGAUUUUUCUAUAGCUUUAAGUUCAAAUAUACAAACAUGCAUACAUUACUAAACGGUAAGACAUGGACGCAUAUGAAUUUGAUAUUUACAAACAUACAUACAUAGAUAAGCAAUUGUAAUAUAUAGACCGUAUACAUUCAACUCAAAUAAAAUUCAAGCAAAUAAAUGAAAUAACACCAUUAUGUGUAUGUACAUAC